AGCAUUUUUUGCAGAUGACCAAACUCAAAUCAAGGGUACAAACGUCAUUUUCUGCAACUGCAAUGUUUAUCUACGCGCAAACCCAGAUUCCUUCUCUGCUUCGUGACACAUUCUUCUCCUUCUUCACUGUUUGAUCAAAUCGAUAUUUUCCAUUUACCACUCACAGCCGUAGCAGAAGCUCAAACUGAAAUUUGUUGGAAAUUUCAAAGCGACAGAGCAAUUGAUCACGCAUUUAAAACGGCAUUUAAUUUCUCCCCACCAACAUCAACUGUAUCCUUUAAUUUCCCUCCAUUAAUUCUCCUUCACUAGUCAACUGCAAUCAUACUACUGUCUCUCCCUCUCGCGGCCGCAUCAUGCUAGAGACCUUAUAAUUUCUCAUCAAAAUGAUUCUCGAUUUUCUCCAAACAAUUCUCCCGUUAUUGUUAUCAAUUUCAAUUCUAUCCUUGCCGUCUUCCGCACUCGACAUCAAUUCCACUUCCUGCAAUAGGAACUGCGGUGGAAAUACAGUUCAAUACCCUUUCGGUUUCUCAGAUGGAUGCGGAAUCAAGCUCAAGUGCGGUAGCAACAGCUCCACGAUCCAAAUCGGCGGCUUCGACGUGCACAACGUGACGUCUGAUCACAUCUUAGUAAGUAUUCCGGCGAAAUGCGACCGUCAGAUCGACGACUUGGUCCAACUCUUCGGUUCGAACUUCGCCCCGACGUGGCGCAACGGCCUCCUUCUGGAGAACUGCAGCGAGCCGAUGAAUGAUUGCGUGGUUCCUCGCAGACUGGUGAGGAGCACGAUUGGUUUGAAGGAUUGCGAAAGGGGGGAGGAAAACGGUGAUAGAAUAACUUGUUAUUCAGUUGGGUCAAAUGAUUCCACUGAGUUUUUGGAUUAUGAAACUGUGAAGGAAACAGGGAGCUGUCGCUUUCUGUUGUCGUCGAUCUUGGUGGGCAAUGCCACCCAGAGCUCUUCGAUCGCGCUCGAUUUUCAGAAGGUGGAGCUCGGUUGGUGGGUCGACGGCGGCUGUCAUGAAGUUUGUGAUCCCAACGCCGAAUGCACGGAGGUUCAUUAUAAAGGAAAAUCGGGGCAUCGUUGCAAGUGUAAACAUGGUUACGUCGGAGACGGUUUUCGGGCCGGUGGAGUAGGAUGCCGGAAAGAAGUUGGAAACUGCCAUGCUACAAGCUUGUCUAUUCGAUGUGGGGGAACUAAAGUAGGCAUUCUUGUUGGAGGGAUUGUUGCUGGAGCUAGUUUGGUAGUGGUUCUAGCAGUCAUCUAUUACUGCGUGAAGAAUCGCGCGACGAGUUUGAAGAACAAAUUAAGCGCGAGGCGCAUGAUCAGUGAAGCAGCAGGCAACUCCAGUGUGCCCUUGUAUACUUACAAAGACAUCGAGAGAGCAACCAACAGCUUCUCUGAGAAGCAAAGACUAGGAAUAGGUGCCUAUGGCACAGUUUAUGCAGGAAAACUCCACAACGAUGAGUUGGUAGCAAUCAAGAAGAUAAGAUACCGUGAUCACGAGAGCGUCGACCAAGUGAUGAAUGAGAUCAAGCUUCUGUCCUCGGUAAGCCACCAGAAUCUGGUCCGCCUUCUCGGGUGCUGCAUCGAGAAUGGCGAACAGAUCCUUGUCUAUGAGUACAUGGCGAACGGCACCCUGUCCCAGCAUCUGCAGAGAGAGAGAGGUUCCGUGCUUCCAUGGACGAUACGUCUCACCAUUGCUGCAGAGACGGCUCACGCCAUCUCCCACCUUCACUCAGCCAUGAACCCUCCGAUAUACCACAGAGACAUCAAGUCCAGCAACAUUCUGCUAGAUUACAAUUUCAACUCCAAAGUAGCUGACUUCGGGCUUUCUAGGUUUGGCAUGACCGACGACUCCCACAUCUCCACAGCGCCGCAAGGUACCCCGGGCUACCUCGACCCGCAGUAUCACCAGAACUUCCAUCUUUCAGACAAGAGCGACGUCUACAGUUUUGGGGUGGUUCUUGUAGAGAUAAUAACAGCCAUGAAAGUGGUCGACUUCUCUCGAUCUCACAGCGAGAUCAAUCUUGCUGCUCUGGCUAUCGAUAGAAUCGGGAAAGGCCGGAUAGAUGAGAUAGUGGACCCCUUCCUUGAGCCGAAUAGAGAUGCGUGGACACUUUCAUCUAUUCACAAAGUAGCUGAGCUUGCUUUUAGGUGUCUUGCUUUUCACAGAGACAUGAGGCCUUCAAUGAUGGAAGUGGCAGAUGAGCUAGAACAGAUACGGCUCAGUGGUUGGGCACCUAUGGAAGAAACUAUGCACAUGGGAUCCUCAGUCGCCUCGACUUGCUCAUCGCCAUACCAAGGAAGUGAGAAAUCAUUUAACACAUCAAAAGCUAAGAAGACGACGACGACGGCCAUUAUAGGUGUAGGAAGUAGGAGGUUGGUUGUUUCGCAGAGGGCGGCUGCCGCUGCCGUUGCAACAGAAGAGGUGAAGAACAAUUCUCCCGUUUCUGUACAAGAUCCUUGGUUGAGUCAACAGAGCUCUCCAUCAACCAACAGCUUAUUGAGUAAUGUAGUUCGAUAAAGCAUCUGUUUAUACAUAUAAACUUCACAUGGACACUCAGAAGAUAGAUAUCUCAUAUCAGAGUUGUGCUAUUCAAUAUAGUGUGAAUAUAAAAAUCCAAAGUCUUACACACUUCCAAUUCCAAUAUAGUGGUUUCAGAAUGAAAUAAGACGUCUCUCUAGGAUCAACAAUUUGAUGAA
Salvia miltiorrhiza (redroot sage) is the source of this 2698-nucleotide messenger RNA. Its product is annotated as wall-associated receptor kinase-like 14. The transcript is spliced from 3 exons. NCBI's taxonomy places the organism in Eukaryota, Viridiplantae, Streptophyta, Magnoliopsida, Lamiales, Lamiaceae. Gene Ontology annotation, biological process: protein phosphorylation. Bases 384 to 2519 code for a protein of 711 amino acids. The record is from RefSeq and is a predicted model, not a curated record. Gene Ontology annotation, molecular function: protein kinase activity; ATP binding.